AUGGCACCAGGGAGAGUUUUUUUAUUACUUUUCUUUGUAUUUAUUACACAAGCAGUUGCAGAAGAUAUAGGAUCAGAUCCAAUGACUGUAUUAGAUGGAUGGAAGUUUCACUGUGCUGCUACAACGUGUUUAACGUUCGUUAAUCUCUAUACACGAGAUAUUUCAGAUUGUCAAAUGGCUUGUUUAGCUCAAAGUGAAUGUGUAGCAUUUCGUUUUUAUUUAUCAACUUCUAAUUGUGAAUUCUUUACUGAUAUCUCAGAUCAAAAUGAAAAUAUGAUGACUGAUAUAGAUACUAAUACUAUUAUUGUUAUUAGUGAAACAAGAUUUCUACCUGAAUUAGAAUCAACCACGACAUCAACAUUAUCACCAUUGACAACAUCAUCCACAUCAAUAGCAACAACAUCAUCGUCAACAUUAUCGUUAUCAUCAUUAUUGACAACAUCAUCAUUAACAACAACAUCGACAUCAUCUUCACCAACAACAACAAUAACAGAAACAGAAACAACAUCUUCAUCACCAACAUCAACAACAGAAACAGAAUCUUCAUCAAAAGAAACAAUAUCGUCACCAGCAACAACAACAGAAACUGAAACAACAUCUUCAUCAACAUCAACAACAACAGAAACUGAAACAACAUCUUCAUCAACAUCAACAACAACAACUACACAAACUGAAACAACAUCGUUACCAUCAACAACUACAACUGCAGAAACUGAAACAACAUCGUUACCAUCAACAACAACAGAAACAACAUCGUCACCGUCAACAAGAACAGAAACUGAAACAACAGAUUCAUCAACAUCAACAGCUACAGAAACAACAUCAUCAUCACCAACAACAAUAACAAUAAUAGAAACAACAUCGUCACCAUCAACAACAACAACAACAACAACAACAACAACAUUAUCAUCAUCAACAACAACAACAGAAACAACAUCGUCAUCAUUAUCGUCAACAACAACAGCGACAGCAGCACCAGGUCAGCAAUAG
Adineta steineri is the source of this 990-nucleotide messenger RNA. The record is from the annotation of a GenBank genome assembly. NCBI's taxonomy places the organism in Eukaryota, Metazoa, Rotifera, Eurotatoria, Adinetida, Adinetidae.